GUGCACGGGUUUUUGGCACAAGAAAUCCCGUCGCUGGGACAUCAUCUUCCUCAACUUCUACUUUCACUCCCACCAAAAACCCAUUCUCAACCCACCAUACCACCUUCUCUCUCCUUCACAAAAACCAUGGAAGAACCCUCAAAUCCCGACUCAAAGUACGACCUGAUAAUCCUCGGCGCCUCCGGCUUCACCGGCAAAUACGUCCUCCGCGAAGCCCUCAAAUUCCUCAACACCACCGCCCCUUCCUCCCCUAUCCAAACCCUAGCACUAGCCGGCCGAAACCCCAACAAACUCCUCCAAACCCUGGCCUGGGCCUCCCACCCCAAUCCACCCCCGCCCAUCCCCAUCCUCACCGCCGACACCUCCUCCCCUCCCUCCCUCUCCCGCCUCGCCGCCCGAACCCGCCUCGUCCUUAACUGUGUCGGCCCCUUCCGCCUCCACGGCGCCCCCGUGGUCGCCGCAUGCGUCGAAUCGAGCUGCGAUUAUCUGGACAUAUGUGGGGAACCGGAGUUUAUGGAGAGGAUGGAGGCAGAAUACCACGAGAAGGCGGUGGAGAGGGGUGGUUUGAUCAUUUCGGCUUGCGGGUUCGAUUCGGUCCCGGCGGAAUUGGGGGUGAUGUUCAAUUCUAGGCAGUGGGUGGCGGCGGGUGUGCCGAACCGGAUCGAGGCGUAUCUGAGUCUGGAAUCGAAUAAGAGGGUGGUGGGGAACUUCGGGACGUUUGAAUCGGCGGUUUUGGGGGUGGCCAAUGCGGAUAAGUUGCAGGAGUUGAGGCGGUCCAGGCCCCGGCGAGCUCGGCCUGUGAUUCCUGGUCCCUCCCCUCCCAAAGGACCAACAAUAGAACAUGAGAAAAAGAUUGGCGUUUGGGCCGUGAAACUACCAUCAGCAGAUUCCAUUGUUGUUCGAAGGACUCUUUCAACUCUGCAAGAAAACCCCCAUGGCCUUCCUGGGGUUAAUGAGAGUCCUGAACAGAUUAAGAAGAGGGAAACCUUUUGGUCGACUGUGAAACCAGCUCACUUUGGAGUGAAGAUAGCCUCUAAAUCCCUGUUUAGCAUCCUUCGUCUUAUCACUGUGGGGAUUUUCAUUGGCCUCUUGGGUAAAUUUGCUUUUGGGAGGAGGCUUCUCUUACAAUUCCCCUCAGUCUUCAGCCUUGGUUGGUUCAGGAAGAAUGGUCCAACUGAGGAUGAGGUGAGAAGUGCUUCUUUUAAGAUGUGGUUUGUUGGAACAGGAUUUAGCGACAGCACCCUUGUCGCACAGGGAAACAAGAAGCCCAAUAUGGAAAUAAUAACGAGAGUAACGGGUCCGGAGAUUGGGUAUUUGACCACUCCGAUAAUUCUGAUUCAGUGCGCUCUUAUCGUGCUAAGUCAACGCAAUAACUUGCCAAAAGGAGGGGUUUAUACUCCUGGGAUUGUAUUUGGACCGAUGGAUCUCCAAAAACGACUCCAAGAGAAUGGAAUAUCUUUUGAUGUGAUCUCAAAGAGUACUCUCUCAAACUAAAAGGUAACUAUCUCUGCGAUCAAUAAAACAGAACUUUGAACGUUUUCUUCACCCAGCAGUGGCAUGGAAUAAAUUGGUAGUUCUGUAGUUCUGUAUUGUGUUAAUUUCCUUGUAUGUUUGGCGUGUAGGGGUUUUGCCUUCAAUGGAAAUGAGCAUGUGGUUUUUAGGGUCGUAAAA
Rhododendron vialii is the source of this 1671-nucleotide messenger RNA. Its product is annotated as probable mitochondrial saccharopine dehydrogenase-like oxidoreductase At5g39410. Gene Ontology annotation, biological process: glycolipid biosynthetic process. The record is from RefSeq and is a predicted model, not a curated record. The transcript is spliced from 2 exons. Lineage: Eukaryota; Viridiplantae; Streptophyta; Magnoliopsida; Ericales; Ericaceae. The coding region runs from base 127 to 1494 and encodes 455 amino acids. Gene Ontology annotation, cellular component: plasma membrane; lipid droplet; mitochondrion.